AUGACCAUCGCCAGCUCCAGAUGUGUCGAGCGAUCCCAGAGACGGCUUCGUGCAGCAAGCAGCAGAGCUCUUGCCUCUUUGUCAGAGCAGCUGGUGCAGCUUGUACAGCAACUCGCUGCAACGGCCGCUGCACCCUUUUCCGCAGAAGUCGCUCAUACCAACGUCAAACCAGUCUUAGGAUCCGAAGUGCGCCUCUUGUGUAGUGCUCUGAAGCAACGCUGGCUGCAUGCCUCCGGAUUUGGAGAAAGUGGGGGAACGCGAAGAGCUAGGCGUCCAGCCGGCAGCUGCUCUGCUUCGGAGGCAGAAAAUUCAGCGCAGUUUGCGUGUCUCUCUCUGUAUGUUUUCGAGCAGCUAAAACGCCGCCUGCGUGCCGUCGCUGCUUCGCUCUCCUGGGCUAUGACAGCGCCCUCCUCAGGUGUACGUACACCUGGGGACGGCAGCCCUCCGGAGACGCCAAGUAGCGCCCUGCUGACGCUGGCCAAGAUGGAGUGCCCCAUUAUAAUUCUUUCUAAGCAAAUGUCAGCUUUAGGGUCUUCGCUUAAAGCCUUAAAAGCGGCAGAAAGUUUCGAAUGUGCGCAGAGCCAAGGAGACCCCUCGUCUGCCGCAGCUGUCUCCCACAAAAGUGCGCGAGGCGUCGAAGCGACUGCGCGAGGCUUUGAGCGUUCCGGAGGCGCUUGUAAGCUGGGAGGUGUCCAGACAGGAGAGCACACGUCGCUGCCCUUUUGGAGCUCUUCGCUUCUCCCCGCUGUGGCUCGAGAAAGGGAACUGGAGGCUGCUCUUACGUUACUGCGCUAUUUCAUUCGCCUUCGCCAACAACAGGAGCAGCUGCUGCUGGCUGCCCAUGGAGGGGGGCAGCUGCAGCAGCAAAACCAACGGACGGAAGCGCCCUGCCUUCAUCUUCCUGCGCCAUCGGCUGCUGCUGCAGCGGAGGAACUCGCUUCUUCGGUCCUCACAGGCCAGCGCCUGCUGGCAGCUCAGCGGAAAAAGAAGCUGGAGAUGCAACGGGAGAUUCGCCUGGCACGGGCCCUGCAUAUGCCCCUCUGGAUACGGAAAAGUGUGAAACUUGUGAAGGAAGGCGCUCUCUCUAGAAAGCAGCGGCUGCAGCAAAAGCAGGAAAGGCUCUCUCUGGAAGACACGCCUCCGGAGCUUGCUGGACAGUUCAAAUGGAUGGCAGAGGAAGACGAAGGGUCUGAGCCUUCACCACAAGCAACGGAAAAUGCGCAGGAGCAGCAGAAGGAGGGCCGUCGCAUGCUGCAUCGUCCAGCUGCCCACGCUCCGCAACCGGCUCUUGACUCCUGUGUAAGGCUCGCUUUCUCUAGGCUUUCCACCAGUGACAUCAACAAGCUCCUUAAUAUAGUCGAUCCCGAGAUAGAGCUGGAUGAAGCUAUCCCCUUGGAGAGCCCUACUGCUCAGCGGCGCUUUGAGUGGCUGCCACUUGACCCCCAAGAGUGCGCUCUUGGGGGUAUGGCUCUUGGAAGCCGGGUGCAUCCCGCGUCUCUGCAGCUGCAAAGACAGCGGGUGGAGGAGCUCUUGCAGCGAGAGAAUCUGCUGCAAGCGGUGAAGGCUGUGCGGCGAUUGCGACCUGAAGAGGAGACUGCUGACCAGUCCUCUGCUGCCAUACACAGCAGACUUAAGCGGUACGACAAGGUCAAGCGCAUCUUUGGCGCGAAGCGCGCAGACAGCGCGGCUUCAAGCUCCAGGAGUCGAGGGGACGGUGGGUGCUCUGGCAACGAAGAGGCCGAAAGGGAGACAGCAGAGCCAGAGGAGUCGGGAGAGGAUCUGGCCUUCAUCGAAGCUCUUGAGCUACAGGAUCGGCAGCGAGAGGCGCUCUUGCCUACCGGUCUGAAGGCGUUGCAAACGUCAAGCGUCGGAACGACUCGCAGGGAAGUCGCGCAGGCGGGUGCUGCCCCUCCUGCGUUGGAAGCCAUUCAGCGACAAGUAGGCCUCCUCCCCACUCUAUGCGCAUUCUCUCUGCGUACGUGCCCGUUUGCUCCUUCGCGUUCAGCAGUGGCGAGCCGCUGCACUGGGGAGUCUGAGCCUGUGCCUGACCUUGUUGCGCCGCAGCUCGAGGCGUCGGAUCGCGUCGCUAAAGCUCGUUGGCAGCAGCAGCAGCGCGCGCGAGAAGAGGAGGACGCGUGGGAAGUGGACCUUGAAUCAGAGGGGCCUCGUCCCCCUUCAUUGAAGCCGCUCCUCUGCCCCGAAGGAAGCCCGAGGGGCCUUAACAGGCGCGCGCGGAGCUCAAUGGGAGCAGACAGCUCAAAGCUAAGCAGGUCAGAAGCGGGAAGCACUGCUUUCUGUUCUUCUGGGGAAAGGCCCUCCAGCACGCGCAUCCUCUACCCAGAUCUGACGCCUCUACUCCAGAGACAAGAGCAGCAAGAGGCAGAGUGGCGCGAGUAUCUCCCUCCGCAGGAGCCGCAGGAUCAGCAGCAGUGUCUCCUAAGCGCUGAGGCUCUGAGGGCUAUUGCGAAACCCGAAUACCCCGUGGAGGCGAAGAAGAAGUAA
Cyclospora cayetanensis is the source of this 2502-nucleotide messenger RNA. RefSeq lists its product as uncharacterized. The transcript has 12 exons. The record is from RefSeq and is a predicted model, not a curated record. The coding region runs from base 1 to 2502 and encodes 833 amino acids. NCBI's taxonomy places the organism in Eukaryota, Apicomplexa, Conoidasida, Eucoccidiorida, Eimeriidae.